Molecule: messenger RNA, 6261 nt
Organism: Periophthalmus magnuspinnatus
Lineage: Eukaryota; Metazoa; Chordata; Actinopteri; Gobiiformes; Gobiidae
Gene: myt1lb
Product: myelin transcription factor 1-like, b
Exons: 21
Coding region: 69-3863 (1264 amino acids)
Biological process (GO): regulation of transcription by RNA polymerase II
Cellular component (GO): nucleus
Molecular function (GO): DNA-binding transcription factor activity, RNA polymerase II-specific; RNA polymerase II cis-regulatory region sequence-specific DNA binding; zinc ion binding
Source: RefSeq, a predicted model, not a curated record
UGCAGCUGAUCGCCACUGUGGGAGCAGAGGUCUGGACCAAAGAACUGUCUCAACCCAAAUCACAUCAGAUGGAGGUGGAUGCAGACGAUAAGCGCCAUCGCACACGCUCAAAAGUGCCUGUGGAUCCUGCAUUAACGGAGCUUUUCAGUGUGUACGGCUGCCCCGUGGCCAAGAAGAGGAAGAGUCUCGACCACCAAAGUGUGGAGAGCUCCCCCAAGAGGAGCAGCUACCUAGAUGACAUGGACAACUCCACGAUGGAGGAGUGCUACGACACAGAUGGCACGGAGGAGAUGGACGAGCGGGAAGAGGAGGAGGAGGGUGCGCUAGAGGAGGGCGAGGUGGAGGAGGGAUACAUGGACUAUAAUGAGGCAGAGGAAAGAGGGGAGCCUGAGGAAGAAGAGGAGGAGGAAGAGCGAGGAGACCCUGAUGAAGAGGAGGAGGAACGAGGAGAGCCCGAGGAAGAGGAGGAGGUGGAGCAGGAGGACGAAGAGGAGCAUGUGGAGGAGGAGGAGGAGGACGCUGUGGAGGAAGUGGACUAUGAUGACGAGGAUGAAGGAGAGCAUAGUCAGGAGCGCGAGGACGAUCAGAUGAGCAGCAGUGAAGGAGGUCAAGGCGCUGGUGAAAGUGGCAGUGACAAUACCAAGCCUGGCCAGGUGGGGGAGAAGGAUGACAACAACAACGAUGAGUACGAGAACUAUGAUGAGCUGGUGGCCAAGUCUUUACUGAACCUGGGCAAAAUCGCAGAAGAUGCUGCCAAUCGAGCCAUGACAGAGUCUGAAAUGAACAGCAACUCAUCACACAGUGCUGAGGAAGAAGAGGAGGAGGAUGACGAGGAUGAGGAAGAUGAUGAUGAAGAAGAAGAGGAGGAAGAAGAGGAAGAAGAAGAAGAGGAUGAGGAGGAAGAGGAGGAUGAGGAGGAUGAGGAAGAUGAGGAGGAAAUGGAUGAGACGCAGAGAGGAGAACUGAGUCUGGACAUGGACAGCGAUGUGGUCCGUGAAACGGUAGACUCUCUCAAACUGUUGGCGCAAGGUCAUGGGGCUGUUCUGUCUGACAAUAUGGAUGAACAGUAUGAGGACUGUACAGCAGACACCCAGGGCAACAGUGGCUGUCCCCAAAAUGGGCUGAAUGCCCAUACUGGGCAGAUAAAGACCAGUAACGGACUGGACAACAGUGAUGAGGAGGUGUGUCUGAGCAGUCUGGAGUGCCUAAGGAACCAGUGCUUUGACCUGGCUCGCAAACUCAGCGAAACAAAGACUGCUGAUCGAAACGGGUCAUCCCAGCAAAACCAUUUCUCAUGUGAGGAUGCUAACCAACAGUCCCAUCACCAAGGAUACGCAAACUACCACCACAACCCAGAAGACAGGCACCGGACACUUGAUAGGAACUAUUCAGACAUGGACAAUCUUAUGAAGCUGGAGGAGCAGCUGAGCCCGCGCUCAAAGACUUUUGCCAGUUGUGCACAGGAGGAGCGCUAUCACCCAAACCACCGAGACUUUGAUGAGGACACUGCCUCGGUGACCUCAGACCGAUCUGAGGAGGUCUUUGACAUGACUAAAGGGAACCUGUCUCUUUUGGAGAAGGCAAUUGCACUAGAGUCGGAACGUGCCAAGGCAAUGCGGGAUAAAAUGGCAGCUGAGGCUGCAAGAAGAGAAGGAGUGAGGUACAGCCAUGAAGACCACGGCCCGCGGCACGGAUACGGUGUGGAGCGCAAAGCACGGCUUCCUGACGGCAUAAAGAAGCCAUUUUACCAUAAAGAUGUAUCCCGGGCAGACAAAAAGGAGAGUCGGUGUCCCACGCCAGGCUGUGAUGGCACGGGUCAUGUGACUGGCCUGUACCCCCACCAUCGGAGUCUGUCAGGCUGUCCGCACAAAGACAGGGUCCCUCCUGAAAUUGUGGCUAUGUAUGAGAAUGUUCUUAAGUGUCCUACGCCUGGCUGCACGGGACGUGGCCAUGUCAAUAGCAACAGAAAUUCCCAUCGAAGUCUGUCAGGAUGUCCCAUUGCUGCAGCUGAAAAACUGGCCAAAGCCCAGGAGAAGCACCAGGGCUGUGAUGGCUCCAAGUCAAACCAGGCCUCUGACCGUGUCCUAAGCACGCCACGCUCCAAUUUGGCCAAGGAGCUGGAGAAAUACUCCAAGACCAGCUUUGACUACAGCGCCUUCGAUGGGAGCAACAGCCACCAGGUGUAUGGGAAACGGGCCAUCGCACCCAAAGUUCAUGGACAUAGGGAUACCUCCCCCAAAGGAUAUGAUGCCAAACGUUACUGCAAAAACUCCAGCUCUGCGAGUAGCACCACCAGCACAUACGGCCCCAGCAGCAGCAGCAGCAGCCUCAGCUGUGGAGGACCUGCAGGGGGUGCCGGUGGGGGAGGGGGGAGCAGUGCCAGCAGUACCUGCAGCAAGAGCAGCUUUGACUACAGUCACGAUAUGGAGGCUGCACACAUGGCUGCCACUGCUAUCCUCAACCUGUCCACACGCUGCAGAGAGAUGCCACACGGCAUGGGGGGCAAGCCUCCAGACCUGUGCUCACAAAGCCCCAGCCUAGAUGUUGAUGAGAACGGUACGUUGGACCUGAGUAUGAGCAAGCAUCUGUGCGCUGGUGCUGAUGGGGACUCGGUGCUCACCCCUCUAGAGCCCAUGUCCCCCCAGCGGCAGGCUGCCCUGCUGGGCUCACGCUGCUACAGCAUGGGGGACCCUGCCGACUGCUGGGACCUGCCUGUAGACUACACCAAGAUCAAACACAUAGACGAGGACGAUAAAGAGCCUGACGACCUGGACCCUUUCCAUGACCUUCUGGACGAUAGCUCCUUCACUACAGAUGUUAAUAUGCCCAGCCCCAAGCCCAAGUACGCCCAGUGCAAGGAGAGCAAGAAGGACCUGAUAACUCUCUCAGGUUGUCCUUUAGCCGAUAAAAGCAUUCGAAGUAUGCUGGCCAACAACGCACAAGAGCUCAAGUGCCCGACACCAGGGUGCGAUGGUUCGGGACAUAUCACUGGCAACUACGCAUCUCACAGAAGUCUCUCAGGGUGUCCACGGGCCAGAAAAAGUGGGAUAAAGAUCAUCCACAGCAAAGAGAACAAGGAGGACCAGGAGCCUAUCAGGUGUCCAGUCCCUGGAUGUGAUGGGCAGGGCCAUGUAACAGGGAAGUAUGCAUCCCACAGGAGUGCGUCGGGGUGUCCCAUAGCAGCCAAGCGGCAGAAAGAUGGUUACUUAAAUGGGAUUCAGUUCACAUGGAAAUCUGGCAAGACAGAGGGUAUGUCGUGUCCCACUCCAGGCUGUGAUGGCUCGGGGCAUGUCAGCGGCAGCUUCCUCACGCAUCGUAGUUUGUCAGGUUGUCCACGUGCUACAUCUGCCAUGAGGAAAGCCAGGCUUUCUGGAGUGGAAAUGCUUACCAUAAAACAACAGCGCAUCAGCAACGGGCUGGAGCAUGAAGAUGAGAUUAAACAGCUGGAUGAAGAAAUCAAAGAUUUAAGUGAAUCAAAUUCACAAGUGGAGACAGAUAUGAUUAAACUCCGAACACAGGUAAUCACUACAAUGGAGUCAAACCUGAAGUGCAUAGAGGAGGAAAACAAGGUGAUUGAACAGCAAAAUGAAUCUCUCCUGCAUGAGCUGGCCAACCUCAGCCAGUCACUGAUUAACAGUUUAGCUAAUGUCCAGCUCCCUCAUAUGAAACCACUGGCGCACAAAGAGCCUCCUUUAAGGCCUAGCUGUCUACAGAUGCAGCAGGAGGCACUAACAGAGCAGAACUUUGAUGCAUAUGUGACCACACUAACAGACAUGUACGCAAACCAAGAUCAGUACCAUACUCCAGAAAACAAAGUCCUGUUGGAAAAUAUCAAACAAGCUGUUCAAGGGAUCCAAGUCUAACCGUGUGCAGAGACACUUAUCCUCCUGCAGGGGGCAGCUGCUCUCAAAUCCACAGACAUCAAGGCAGUUUGAUCCUUCAUUCGGUGCGGUAACUUCUACAGUGUUAUAUAUUUACUAUUAUUUAAAAAAAAGAGGUAUUAUGCUUAAAAACGCCUCAAUAUUGUUUGUUUUUUUUUCUUUUGGGUCUUGCUUUAAGGAAGAACAUUAAAAAAUCAACUGCAAAAUAGUUUUUGAAGACAUUCACAUUUUGUACGUUUUCAUAUGAGCUGACAUAGUGUCAUGUAAUGUUUAUAGCUGCUCAUGUAUGCACAUUUUUAGUGUAUAUUUCUGAACAGGAAGCUAAUGAUAUUGGAACGCAAGUUCUUUUUAUUGCUUAACAACAAGCAUUUUAGAUCAAAAAAGUUGAAAGUGAAUAAAAAAAACUAAAGCAGGAGGAAGCAUUUUAGUUUCUCCUCAUGGAUGAUUUUGACUUUUAGGUGUUUUCCUUCUUGCUUGUAGAUUGUUUAAAGCAAGAACUGAUUUGCCAAUCUUCUUUUCCGACAAUGCUUGAGAAAUGUUUGUGUUUUGUUUUGAUAAAAGAAGUGUAGCUAGGUGGGGGCUUUUUAACAGGUGCUGUAGAUGAUUCUGAAGAGGAAACUGACCUGAUGUUUGUAUGAAUGUAUGUGAACAGUGCUAUUGUAAACAUCAUUACACGGAAACCCGAUGGUGGCAAUCCCAGUAUCUCGGAGAGAGUCACAUGGUGCAUGCAUGAACACAUGCUCUUUCUGAUCUCAAACUGAAAAAUGUGUAAAGACAAUGACCUUUAGAGACACGUUUUAGUCUUUAGUGAGAAAUCUGCUCUAUUUCGAGUCCCAUGAGGAUCAAGACAUGUCUCAGCAAUAUUAUAAUAAUGAAUCAUUUGUUUAUUGUAGGUACGGGAUGCAAUCCACAAAGAAAAAUGGAUGGGUAUAUGCAAUUUCAUGUUUAUAAGCAUAGUGGGGUUAUGUGAAUCUUUUUAAUAUAACCUAUGUAAAUUAUUGAUUUUUAUACAAAUCUUUUAAUACAAAAAGUCUUUUUAAAAAAAGAGAGGAGCAAACCUGGACACUGAGUUUAAAAGCAAAAAUCUAUGAGUUCCCCUUUUUUCUGUACGAUUUUGCACAGGGACACCUUCGUUUCCAUGUUUUGAUGUUGUUACAGAAACUUGCCGCAGUACCCGAGGGUUUUGUAAAGAGUAUUUAUAAAGUAUGACAGCGGGACUUACAGGGUCACUGUCCCCACUUAUGUGCCAGUAGACUAUUUGCACUUGUCCUUGAAGAUAUUAUCCUUAUGUACGGCGGUGUGCAAUUUUCCAUGUGACCUCUUUGGCACACGAUUGGAGCAACCCACUGCUUGGAGCCACUUUAGGUGUGGAAUUAGUACCACUGAGAGAAACAGGGACUUUGAAUCAGAGAGUAGGAUGUUUAUAUCCAUAGCACCUAUACUGUAGGCUAUAAUCGAGUGUAAAAACAUUCAUUCUUGCUAUGUUUUAGGAAGAUAAAGUUAUCCCCCAGCAGCACUUUAUAUCUAAUCACUGUACAAAGGAUUAAAUAGUCAAUCAAUUCAAGGUUUUUUAAAAAUCUGAAUUAAACUAGGGCUCUCUUCCCUGAUGCAGGAGAAGUGAGUCCUUAUAGGGGUUAUACAAUCCAGCAUCAUGCCUGUAUGCCUGACUGUAUGCACCCCUUCAUCCUGUCGUAGUUGUUAGACGUCAUCUCCAAAAUUUGCCUUUUUGAGAGCUAAAGCAAAAGGUGCUUGUCUUUCACCUGACUCAAUCUCAUCUAUUGUACUUUACUGUCCUCUUUCAGGACUCAAAUACCCACCAUUCAUUGACUGCAUAUGCCUUUUCCACUGCAUUGUGUCUGCAGCUUCUGCCAGUAUAGUAAUGCUUCAGUAGAGUAAUAGCUAGUACCAGUUUUUGAAUUAAUUCUCAUUGUCAAUGAAAUGGAAAAGGGAUUAUAAAGCACAAACUGGCUGCUCAUCUAAUGUUGGUACAUAAAUAACAAUCCUAAAAGAGUUAUCUGUGACUAUCUAUAGGGAAUACAAAAGGUCGUCACUUAUUUAGAAUGCUGACUUUUCAAAUAAUUGUGAAUUUAUCCAUCAGAGUUUAAUAUUUUAUUUGAGCCAACUGAUUUGGAGGUUGAUUUCAGUGACCAUAACAAGGACAGGAUUUUGUAUAAACUAUUGUGCUCUGUGGAACUGAGGUUUGAUUUAUUUUUGUACUACACAGCAUGGAUUUGUUGACAUUUUAAUUUUGCUAUAAAUGUGUGAGAUCACAAGUUGCUGUGAUAUUUCAUUUAUAAAUUGUGAACUUUGUACAAUUUUGUCAUGCUGGAUGUUGACACAUCUUACUCUAAAUAAAGGAAAAUGUGUUGCCAGAGACCUG